This is a messenger RNA of Hylaeus anthracinus, 2162 nucleotides long. It is a transcript of the gene senju, whose product is annotated as UDP-galactose transporter senju. The record is from RefSeq and is a predicted model, not a curated record. The transcript has 6 exons. NCBI's taxonomy places the organism in Eukaryota, Metazoa, Arthropoda, Insecta, Hymenoptera, Colletidae. Gene Ontology annotation, cellular component: Golgi membrane. Gene Ontology annotation, biological process: pyrimidine nucleotide-sugar transmembrane transport. Gene Ontology annotation, molecular function: UDP-galactose transmembrane transporter activity. Bases 487 to 1512 code for a protein of 341 amino acids.
AUAUGAUUUAUUGUUCUUAUUAGGAAAUUUAUUUCAUUAAUCAUGAUGUAACAAAUAGUCAUUGUAAUACUAUCUUAAGAGUAAGUUAAAGUCCUGUAGUGUUUUUUUUGUUCAUACUUAUAGUUUGAUGCAUAAAUAAAUAUGAAAAUACCACAAGUAAACAUUGAAUAUUGAUAUUUGAUCAGUACUACAUAAAUACAAUAAGUCACGCUCGUCGCCUAUGCACCGAAUACAUUUAUACAUAUAUUCAAUACUUGUAUUGCAAUUUGAAUAUGGCUAUUAUUGAUAUUAACAUAAUUUUCCCUACAUAAUUAAUUAUUUAACAUGUCACGCAUUGUUUAAUUCCUUUAUCGUGGCUCAUGAUAUCAGUUGAUAUCAGUUCAUAUCAAGCGGUUCGUGUGGGAUGUAACCGUCGUUAUACAACCUUCGUUGCUGCACGAAUGUAAACGUUUUUAAUAUAAUAAGAGUAAAAUAACAGUAUUCGCGAUGGGAUCCAUCAAUUGGGGGGAGUUAUUUCCAGGAAGAUGGAGUCCCGUCAUUUUUAUUUCGUACAUGGCCCUAUUCGUAAACCAAGGUAUUAUUGUCACUUGGUCUCAAAAAAAUGGCCAUUACGAAUAUAAUAUUGUUAUGGUGGUGUUGAUGACAGAAGUAUUGAAGUUGAUUGCUUCUAUAAUCUUGUACUGUAAAGACAAUAGCUUUGGAAAUCUUUGCCAAGAAAUAACUGGAAAUAAAAGGGUACUACUACUGUAUACGAUACCUUCAUUUUUAUAUUGUCUGUACAAUAAUCUGGCAUUUAUCAACUUGGCUGCAUUUGAUCCGACAACUUAUUAUGUUUUAUUACAAUUUCGUGUUGUUAUGACUGGAAUUAUUUUCCAGGUCGUUUUUAAUAAAAAAUUAUCCUUAAAGCAAUGGUUUUCACUAAUAAUAUUAACCAUUGGAUGUAUGGUAAAACAUGUAGAUUUCGAUUUUAGCAUGAAUAUAUUUAAUGCCAAAGUUCAUUUAAAUAGUAACAUAUUUCUUAUAUUUGUUCAGACAAUUUGCUCCUGUCUGGCUGGUGUAUACAAUGAAUAUCUGCUUAAAGAACAAGGAGCUAAUAUCAAUAUUUUUGUACAAAACGUAUUUAUGUACAUUGAUAGUAUUUUUUGUAAUCUUAUCGUUUUUGUAAUACUUUUUCUCUCAGAGAGUAGCCCAUCUGAUAUGUUUGAUAAUGCAGAUCCCAGUAUACUUUUCCAACCAAAAGUCAUUAUAAUUAUGCUAAAUAAUACAGCAAUAGGUAUAAUUACAAGUUUUUUCUUGAAAAAUUUGAACUCAAUAUUAAAGACUUUUGCUAGUGCACUGGAGCUGGUGUUUACUGCAGUUUUGUGUUGGUUAAUAUUCAGUAUUCCUAUUCACAUGAACACAGUAUUCUCAAUUGCUAUGGUGAGCUAUGCAGUGAUAUUAUAUUCACAAAAUCCAGUACAAAAUGUUCGAACUAAAGAUCAUACUCUCCUGAAGGCUGAUAGUAUAGUUUAGUGGAACCAAGUUAAAUGAACUUUUGUUAAGUAUUGUGUACAUAACUGUAAAAGUAUUUUGCCCGAUGCAGAUCUGUUAUUUAUAUCUUCAUUGAUCCUGUGUUUAUUAUUGCAUAGUUCCUAAUGUGAUGUUAUAUGUUGUGGACGAAACCAUAAAACUGUGUUCAGUCUUAAACUUAUUUUUCCAGAAUAGGUUCCAAACAGAGGACGUCCCUUAUAGUUAUAUCAUACGAAUUUUAAAUGUUACUUAAUAAUAUAUGCAAUAAUCUUAAUAUAAGUACAUUCACAUAAUGCUGUACUUUACGAUUCAUAUAUAAUGUUACAAACUAUAACUCAUUUGUUUUUAAAUAUGUAUAGGUAGUGCAAAGUUUAUUUAUACUUAUUAUUAUUCAUAAUUUCGUUAAAUAGUAUUUUAUCGACUUGGAAACACGAUUUCGAAGUUACAUAUAUUUUUUUAUUUGUUAGAAAGAGUAUUUUGACUGUGAAAUACGAAGAAUGCUUUAAUAUGCAUAAUAAGUAAUUAAACAGGUGUGAAUGUUGUGUGCCAUAUAUAAUAAAAAAAAAAAGGAAAAUGUAAUUAGGCAGUAUGUCCAUAUUUGAACUGUUUUCCUAUUGUAUUUUUGAAAAAUAUACACGUGUUUUUUUCCCGAA